CCCGCUCUCCCUCUCAGAGCCCCGCCCCACGUAUCGGCGCAGGUCCCCCCCGCCCCUUUCCAUCUGCGGGGCGGCGGGAGGAGGCUCGAAGGAAGAUGGCGGUGAAUCAGAACCAUACCCAGAACCGCCGCGGGGCCGUCAUCCCUAACGGUGAAAGUCUCUUGAAGCAGUCCCCAAAUGUGGAGCUCUCCUUCCCACAGCAAUCAGAAGGCUCCAGUGUCUUUAGUGGUACAAAGACAGGAACAUUGUUUCUCACUUCAUACCGGGUGAUUUUCAUAACUUCGCACUCCAUCAACGAUCCCAUGUUGUCUUUUAUGAUGCCAUUUGAUCUGAUAACGAACCUCACUGUUGAACAACCAGUAUUCGCUGCAAACUUCAUUAAGGGAAGUAUUCGGGCAGCUCCGGAUGGUGGCUGGGAAGGACAAGCUACUUUUAAAUUAGUCUUCAGAAACGGAGGUGCCAUUGAAUUUGCCCAGUUGAUGGUGAAAGCUGCCUCUGCUGCUGCCCGAGGAUUUCCACUUAGAACCUUAAAUGACUGGUUUAACUCUACAAGAAUUUAUGUAAUUACUGGAGAAGGGAAUGUAUGCACUCCACAGAUGCCAUGUUCAGUUAUUGUCUAUGGAGCCCCACCUCCUGGAUAUGGAGCUCCACCUGCAGGAUAUGAAGCUCCACCUCCAGGAUAUGUAGCCCUGCCUGCAGGAUAUGAAGCCCUGCCUGCAGGAUAUGAAGCCCCACCUCCUGGGUACAGAGCCCCUUCUGCAGUAGUAUAUGGAGCCCCACCUCCCAGAUACGGAGCUCCACCUGCAGGAAAUGAAGACCCGCGUGUGGGAUACAGAGCCUCACCUGCGGGAUAUGGAGCCACACCUCCUGAAUACAGAGCUGCACCUGCUGGAUCUGGAGCCAGGCCUCACGAAUCUGCAGCAGCCCAAACUCCUGAAAAUGAGGCUUCUCUUCCCUCUCCCUCCUCUUCUCACGUCCACUCUUAAGCUUCUUAGAUGUAAACAUUGAAGACUCACCAAGCAGAGAGGUACCCUAAAAUUGAAGUCAGGAUAAGGAGGAGGACUCAGGUAUGUGAUCACAGGCUUCUCGCAGGUAGUCAUUCCACCCUUUGGAAGAGCAUUCUUAUGGGGUAAGGUGAAGCUUUACUUGUGUGCCUAGAUUUUAGAAGCAGAAUCAAGUCUUGAUUAGCUGGCUAAAGUAAGAGUAUCAUUGUAGGGCUAAUUCCCAGUAAUUUGGUUGACAUAGGGUUGCAUUUUUAAACAUACCUUGAAUGUGAGUGUGGAAAAAGUUUCCUGUCUUUAGAAACACUUAUUAUGCUCCGUUUGCUAGGCACUAAAUGCGUGCUAAAAACAUCAUGUUGAACACUUAGUUGUUUGAAAAAGCUAAAUUCCCAAUAGUGAAAGAGAAUAUUAUAAAUUAUGGUAUAUGCAUAAAAUGGAGUAUUAUACACCUGUUGAAAACUAUGUCUAGAGGUAGAGAAAGCCUCUUUGAGGAGGCCAAAAACAAAAACAUGAUAAAUUUUACUAUAUCAAAAUUUAAAACUUCUCUUUGACAAAAGUUAAAAGGUAGGCAACAGACUAGGAGAAAGUGAUUUCCAACAUAUGUAUUUAAAAAAUUAUGGUCAGAAUACAUGAAUAAUUACAAAUCAGUUCUCCCCAAAAUGACAAAAAUUUGAAUUGCUGAACAACCAAGACAAUAAUAUGGCCAAAAAACAUUUGAAAAUGUGUUCAGCUUGACUAGUGUUAGGGAAAUGCAUCUUGAAAUGAGAAAACGUUUUUAUCUCCAAAGAUAUACAAAUAUUAAAACUCUUGGUGUGGCACUUUCACAUCUUAAUAUCUACCCCUGAGAAAUACUUGCACGUGUGCACAAAGAUGCAUGUCAGAAGAUUUCAUAUUAUUAAUUGUUUCCAACAGCACAAAAUUAGAAAUAACUGAUAUGUUUAUUAACAGGAAAUAUAUGAAUAGACUAUGAUAUGCCCAUGCUAUAUAUGCAGAAAUUUCUAAGACUUGUUGAUAAUGAGAAAAGUUGUAGGAAGCAUAUACUGCAGUGAUUUUCAGCCUCAUUGGACUGAAUGCCCCAUUUUAUAACAAAUAUUUAUAUUUUAUACCAAAUGUUUAUAUUUGUAUAUUUGUAACAAAUAUUUUGUAAUGUCUCCAUAACUCAAUGAAGUUUGUAGAUAAUUACAUAUGAUUCCACACCAUUUCAACCAAAAUUAAUAUAAUACCAUAAAUAUGAUAGAGGAAAUAAAAGGAGAUUAUAGUAAAA
Messenger RNA from Cebus imitator (Panamanian white-faced capuchin), 2265 nucleotides. RefSeq names its product WBP2 N-terminal like (gene WBP2NL). Gene Ontology annotation, biological process: positive regulation of DNA-templated transcription. Gene Ontology annotation, cellular component: nucleus. NCBI's taxonomy places the organism in Eukaryota, Metazoa, Chordata, Mammalia, Primates, Cebidae. Gene Ontology annotation, molecular function: chromatin DNA binding; transcription coactivator activity. The record is from RefSeq and is a predicted model, not a curated record. Bases 96 to 986 code for a protein of 296 amino acids. The transcript is spliced from 6 exons.